CAAAGCCCAGAGACGCAAAAAUGAGGACCCUUGAUAGAAUAGGGGAUCGUAUGUUUUUUUUCUAUUUCCUGCUUUUCGAUCUUUUCCUAAACUGGUGCGGAGGCAAAUGUUUGAUAUAUGUAUGAGAUCUCCGAGACUGAAUUUUUCUCGUGCUCUUGGAAUCCUUCAUGCGUUGAUGUUUUAGCCAUUGAUUCAUGACACCCCCUUCUUUUUCGCUCAGCUUCAAUUACGAAACGGCGGCUUCACUCUUUUUUUUGGCUGUUUAUUAAAACUAUGAACUGAGCCAUACCUCUUCUUUUUCAUCUUAUUUAAAAUUAUUUUACGGUUUAUUGUUUGGACGUAAUAACGUGUUAUCAUUGACUUGUCAUUUUGUUUCUCUCUUCGUUUGCCUUCCUUCAGACUUCGAACUCACUUAUACUCCGUUGCUCGCAAAUUAAAAACAACAACAACAUCGAUAUCAACAAUCCGUCCACCAUGGAUGAAAAGCUUGCUUCGCCAGUGAGCUCGAGCCACUCGGCCUCGUCAUUGGACGAUCCCGCGGCCAAGGUGCAGGAGCUCAAGCGCAUCUACCGAAAGAUCGACUUGAACAUUGUGCCGCUCAUGUUCUUUUGCUACUUCCUGCAGUUCCUCGACAAAGUUCUCGUCAACUACGCCAACAUCAUGGGCAUCUCCAAGGCCCUUCACUUUGUCGGAAACGAUUUCUCCUGGAUGGCUACUGCCUUCUUCAUUGGCUACGCCGUCGCCGAGUUCCCCCAGGGCUACUUGAUCCAGAAGUUUCCUGUUUCCAAGGUGCUGGGAUUCAACGUCCUGCUCUGGGGUAUCGUUGUUUGCUGCACCGCUGCGACGCAGACCUUUGCCGGCGUCGCUGCGGUCAGGACGCUGCUGGGUAUGUUCGAGGCCGUCAUCACCCCGGCCUUGGUCAUGAUUACGUCUCAGUGGUAUACUAGAAAGCAGGCCACUCUACGCACGGGUAUCUGGUACUGCGGACUGGGGGCUGGGCAGAUUAUGGGAGGAUUGAUCUCCUGGGCGGCUCAGCACGGCUCAACGACGUCUUCAUUCCAGAGCUGGCGCAUCAUGUUUGUCUCUGUUGGCGUUUUCAACCUCUUCGUCGCCGUCGCCGUCAUCUUGCUCAUGCCAAACAGCAUCACCUCAGCCAAGUUCUUGACCGAGGAGGAAAAGGCUCUUGUCGAGGAAGUAUUGGCCCGAGACCAGGCUGGAUCUGGUAAGAAGGUUUUCCAUGUGUCCGGAAUCUGGGAUGCCCUCAAGGAUCUCCAGGUGUGGCUGUUGUUUGUCAACACCAUUCUUAUUGUGAUCCCCUCUGGUAUCAUUACCACUUUCUCGGCGACCAUCAUCAACUCCAUCUUCCUCACGCCCAUGAAGUCUGCGCUUCUCAACAUGCCUUCUGGUGCCAUCUCCAUCUUUGCAACCCUGGCCGGUUCCUAUGCGAUUUACUUCAACCUACCUCGCUGGUUGAGCAUCAUUGCACUCCUGAUCCCCACCAUCAUCGGCGCGGCAUUGAUGUCCUUUGCCAAAUCCAAGGGUGGUGCCCUGGCUGGUGUCUACCUCAUCAACUUCGACGUGGCCCCUCUGGCUCUCAUCUACGCUCUGGUCGGUGCCAAUACGCAGGGAUACACGAAAAAGGUUACCGUCAAUGCCAUCAUCGCCAUUGCCUUCUCCAUCGCCAACAUUAUCGGCCCACAGACGUUCCAGGUCAAGGAUGCCCCCAAGUAUCUUCCCGCCAAAAUCACCGUUCUUGCCGUCGCCGCCGCAUCCAUUGUGGUUACGAUUCUACAAAGGGUGCUCUACGGUAUGCGCAACGCCAAGACAGCUGCUGCUCAAUCGUUAUUUUAUUUCACAAUGCCUUCAUUAUUAGUACCAGAUAUUGACCCCCCAGCGCUGGUUGUCGUCACAGGCGCCAACGGAUUCAUUGCACAGCAUUGCGUCGCUGCAUUACUAGCAGCUGGUUUUCAGGUUGUUGGAACAGUCAGGAGUGCCGCCAAAGUCGAGACUGUAAUAAGGACACAUCAUGCACACCCUAAAUUGCAAGUCGUUGUCAUCGAAGACCUUACAGACGUCCAAAAAUAUCUCGAGAUUCUUGAACCUCUAUCACCAACUGCGAUUUUUCACAUUGCUGGGCCAUUUCACUACAACGCGAAAAACUUUGAGCAAGAGAUGAUGAUCCCCGCGGUAAAGGGAUCGAUAGCCGUCCUAGAGGUGGCAACAAAGAUUAAAAGCAUCCGGCGAGUCGUUCAUACAAACAGUUUUGCGUCAAUAUACGACGCUGCAGCCGGUCCAAGUCCAGGAAAAAUCUACACAUCUCAGGACUGGAGUCCGCUGGAAUACGAAGACGGGGUAAAAGCCGACAACGCGCCCACGGCGUAUCGAGCAAGCAAGGCGGCAGCCGAAAAGGCAGCGUGGAAAUUUAUGGAGGAGAAGAGGCUCGGAUUCGAUCUUGUUAGCUUGUGUCCUGCCAUGGUGUUUGGCCCUUUUCUUCCAGGGGCUGAGCCAAUGAGCAUUGCCGGCGUCAACACAAGCAAUCUCUUGCUCUGGGCUGCCAUCUCCGCUGGUCGAGACUUCGCUGUGCCGCCAACAAAGGGUCCUAUCUGGGUUGAUGUGCGUGACGUCGCAGAUGCUCACGUCAAAGCUCUCCGAGGGGUAGGACUUGGUGGCGGCCGCUACCUCCUAGCCUCUGGUGUUUACUGCAACCAGGAGCUCGCAGACAUAAGCAGACGAAUGUUUCCAAAAUACGGAGAUAGAAUCCCGAUUGGCGAGCCUGGCAAACGGGAGUCCCACACGCAUUUUGGCAUCAGCACAGAAAAGACGGACAAUCAUCUGGGGAUGAAAUGGAGGAGCCUAGAGGAUAGCCUGACUGACGCCGUGCCUCAACUGUUCGAGAUUGAGCGGAAUCAGGCUUAGGGCUUUAUUGCUUGAGCGAGUUUGGAGUUGCGAUAGUACUUUGGCACCAAGGUGCUGACUCGACGUGUUCUUGAGCUGCUUAUGCCACCAUCCUCGUCUUAGUGGGAAUAGUGCCGGGUGCUAUCAAGCGAAAGUGAGAGCCAUAAUUGGUAGUCGCGAACGAAAGUAUAUCCAUCGGUACAAGCGUGGCCUCCAGGAAUACUCAUGUUUAUAGGUAUUGCCAGGAAGCUGGCUAUAUCGACCUUGAUCUUCUGAUGUAUAAUGCAUUGUCAUGACGGAGUUUGGAUGAGGUUUUUGUUUUCAGGGGCUAGGCCGGCAGAUAGAAGACUGGCAAAUAGAAACUCAGCACCAUAAAAUGAUUUGGUAACAAAAUACUCAAACAAGAUUAAACGCCAUACAUGUAGC
Molecule: messenger RNA, 3321 nt
Organism: Trichoderma asperellum CBS 433.97
Lineage: Eukaryota; Fungi; Ascomycota; Sordariomycetes; Hypocreales; Hypocreaceae
Molecular function (GO): oxidoreductase activity, acting on the CH-OH group of donors, NAD or NADP as acceptor
Source: RefSeq, a predicted model, not a curated record